UUACGGGUUCGAGGCUCGAACCUGUUAUAGAGUGUAUGUCCUUGGCCAACCCAAUAGUUCUAACCCAGAGGUAAUGGGUUCAAGGCUCUAAGCUGCUAAGGUGUUCCGUCUUCCCUCACCCACUAUAUAUAUAUUAUAAUGGUCGUUCAAAAACAUUUCCUACCCUGGCAACAGUUUUUGUUGCCAAGAGCAGCAAAUACCUCGUUGCCCAUCACAUGUUUAAAUGGUGACAGUCAUUUAUGCUAAUCACUGUUUUUGUAACGCCUGAUUAUAUUAUCCAUUACUUUGAAACUUUUUUUCCCGGUGCCAGAUUGCUGAAGCACAGCGUUGCUGAACUACAUUUUUUCUCACCGUACGUUAAAAACAACAAAAAUUUGAUGACGCAAAUUACCUGCUAGUCAAUUUAGUACAUCGCCUCAGACCCCAGACACUUGCACUUAAUUGAAACAAUUUUUGCGUCGGCGAGCCUCUUAUUUUCACUGGAAUUACCUCGUUUGAGGCUCAGGGCGAACGCCGAUUCCCUCAUUCCGAUCAAACGCACUUUACCUCUUAUUUCUGCCGCGUGAAGCUUAUAAUAUAGAGAGAUAGGGUUACAAAACGUUCGUCCGGUUGUAAGGAUGUGAUUUAUUAGUAAGCCUGAGAUUUUUACGCCUCGUCUGAGCAUCGUUUAUGUGAAAGUUAAGAUAUCAAGAAAUAAUAGACAGGGAUAAACAAUUUAUUAAUACAGCACUGUUAGAUACUUAGAGCAAUGAAUUUAAUUUCUCGGAAUUUUUUUGUUAUUUUCCUGAAAAGACUUUCUACAUACGGGUUUGAAACCAUCCUCUUUAUUAUUUGUAUUAUUCAAAUUGCCGAAAAUCAUACGAGUUGGGCAUUGGCACCUGCCGGAUGGGCAGUUCUCGAUGGGCCAAGACACGUUGAGAGUUCUUUUCAAAGCCAUUUUCCAUCCGAUGAAAGUUUUAAUGAAGAGACACCAAAAAGAAAUGUGACAAUUAAUCUUCCAGUCUAUUGUAGCAAGGGGCGGAGAGCAUUAUCACACCUACAAUGGAAUAUAUGUAGCCUUGACGCAUCUUCGGCUGUAGCUGCCGACCAAGGAUACUGGAAAGCAAUAAAGUUAUGCGAAACAGAGUUCAAAUACGAAAAAUGGAAUUGCUCACUGGUGCUUCCCCGGAGUCGAAACCACAAAAGAAACACAUCAAGAUUUAAUGACGGUGUUUUACCAAUUGGACUCGAAGAUACUAAAGAAGCAGCAUACUAUUAUGCAAUAACCAGAGCUGGCAUUGCUCAUUCAAUUACACGGUCUUGUUCGACGGGUGCAGUGCCAGGGUGCAAGUGCUACGAAGGCUUUAAAACAAGGAACUUCGUAAAACAUGUUCAUAAUCUAUGUAUAAAUCCUGUUGAAGUGAAAGUCACCGGGAAUUACAUUAGGUCAAAGAGUACGUCAUCAGUGGAAUUACCGCAUGGUGUCUCCUCGACCGAGAACUGUACCAGUGACGUGACUUGGGAAUGGAGGGGGUGCAGUGAUAAUAUCAACUAUGGAGUUAGACAGAGCAAGAAAUGGUUCGAACCAAACUCUAAGAGACGCAAGAAACGUCUAAUGACAUCGUCUGACAAACUGAAUUUGCAUAACGCUAACGUUGGGCGGAGGGUCUACGAGGAUUUAACCGCAUUAAAUUGUGUGUGUUCUGGUUUAUCUGGUUCAUGUGCUCUUCGUACUUGCUGGAAACGUCAUCCAGACCUCCGCGUGGUGGCAGCAGAGCUGAAGAAGUUGUACAAAAAAGCAAGGCCAGUCGUUCUAGCAACCCAAACACGGAACCCAACUAGAUAUAAAAUCACGACUGGAUCUGGACGCGUACGGAAACUUUUUAAAAAGGAACUUGCUUACUUUAACCGGACCCCCGAUCUAUGCGAGCCUGACGAAAUUACUGGUUCUCUCGGCACGAAAAAGCGGGAAUGCAAACUGCGGUCAAAUGAUGCUGGCGACUGUCGCAGACUUUGUUGUCGAAGGGGCUUUUAUGAUGUAACCAAAGAAAUCACUUAUACAUGUAAUUGUCAGUUCCACUUUUGUUGUAGGGUGACAUGCCAGGUUUGUAGACGAAGCGAAACGUUGCAUAUUUGUAACGGAUGAGAUUAGCUCCCUCAUAAUAAAGAAUACCCAUGAUCUCGCUUCGUUAGGAGACGCCAGACGUUACGCUUCGCUUCGUGUUGUUGCAUUUCGUUUUUCAGCUUGGCUUUUGCAUUCUAUUUAUUUUUUUGAUUUGUAAAAAUGUUUAAAUAAACGGCUUUACAAAAAAA
Ciona intestinalis (vase tunicate) is the source of this 2292-nucleotide messenger RNA. NCBI's taxonomy places the organism in Eukaryota, Metazoa, Chordata, Ascidiacea, Phlebobranchia, Cionidae. The record is from RefSeq and is a predicted model, not a curated record.